Messenger RNA from Aspergillus lentulus, 6630 nucleotides. Its product is annotated as ATP-dependent RNA helicase BRR2. Gene Ontology annotation, molecular function: DNA helicase activity; ATP binding; nucleic acid binding. Gene Ontology annotation, cellular component: nucleus. Lineage: Eukaryota; Fungi; Ascomycota; Eurotiomycetes; Eurotiales; Aspergillaceae. The record is from RefSeq and is a predicted model, not a curated record. Gene Ontology annotation, biological process: resolution of meiotic recombination intermediates.
AUGGCGGACCAAAAUAUCUCCCAGUACAAAUACUCGGCGAUGUCCAACCUGGUUCUCCAGGCGGACCGUCGUUUCAUCUCUCGCAUCAAUGAUGAACCCACCGGAGACCCAGAAUCCCUUGCCGGACGCAUCAGUAUUCGGGAGAUGGGCUCAAGGGUCGCGCAUGACGAUGCGCCGAAGACCAAGAAGAAACCCGUCGGACCUACAGAUAUCGAGCGAGGUGCGAUCCGAGAAGGCGAGGAUGUGCUCGCUCGAGAACAGAGAAAACGUCGCGGGCAACAGCAAUUACGCGGCCAGGGUAUUCUCUCCGCUGCCGAUGCUCUUAUCGAGGGGUUGAAAUACCGCCCUCGAACACCCGCCACCCGCGCGACCUACGAUCUCAUCCUUACGAUGACCGCGAGUCAUCUGGGCGAUGUCCCUCACGAAGUCGUCCGAAGUGCUGCCGAUGCUGUGUUGGAGCUAUUGAAGGACGAAGAUAUGAAGGAUUUUGACAAGAAAAAGGAGAUUGAUGACUUGCUUGGCAGCUCCAUGAGUCCAAAAGAGUUCAAUGAGCUUGUAAAUCUGGGAAAGAAGAUUACGGACUACGAUGCGCAAGACGAGGACGAAGAGAUGGAGGGCGGAAUGGACGGCCAGGAAGAGGCAGAGCUCGACGAACGCCAGGGUGUUGCGGUCGUCUUCGACGAGGAAGACGAGGAUGAUGAGCGAAUGGGCACUGUCACCGAGGUCCGAGACGAGGAUGACCUGACCGACGAUGAAGAGCCAGAUGAACAAGAAGCUCCCGAUGUCGAGGCUGCGACGACCGAGAAGGCAAAUAUCGAAGGUCUUGAGGCUGAGGAAGAAAUGGUCAUCGACGGUGGGCUAGAUCGCGCCGACCAACGACGGGAUAAGCACUUGAUAGUUCCUGCCCGGCAAAUCGACGCUUACUGGUUACAGCGUCAAAUUGGUUCUGCGUAUACCGACGCUCAUAUACAGCAGGAGAAGGCCACACAGGCUCUGGAAAUACUUGGUGGCAAAGCGGAGGACGGCACAGAGAAGUCCCUGCGAGACGUGGAAAACGAUCUGAUGGAACUUUUCGAUUAUGAGCAUCCAGACCUUGUCGCCAAAUUCGUCAUGAACCGUGAUAAGAUUGUGUGGGUAACGCGUUGGCGCAGGGUUGCCGAAGAUGCCGAUGCUCGCCAUCUCGUCGAAAGUGAGAUGGUUGAGGCUGGCCACCGAGCUAUUUUGGACGAAAUUCGAGGCAAGACGGUUCGCGAUGAAGCGGCAGGUCGUCCCGAGAAGAAGAUCAAGCUCGAUCUGAUGGAUGUCGAUGUCCCUAGCGCACCGGCUCCCGAGCAGAAGCCUGCAGAGAGUGGCUUGGUCGGCGGUCUGCAGCCCAAGAGGCUGAUCAACCUGGAGAACCUUGUCUUCCACCAAGGCAACCAUCUGAUGACCAACCCGAAUGUCAAGCUACCUCAAGGUUCCACCAAGCGAACAUUCAAAGGAUACGAGGAGAUUCAUGUACCACCGCCGAAACCCAAGCGAGACCCUGGGGAGAAGAACAUUCCCGCCACUGAGCUGCCUGAAUGGGCCCGUAUCGGCUUUGGUAGUGCCAAGGAGCUCAACAGAGUUCAGACCAAGUGCUACCCGGCUGCCUUCCACGAUGAUGGCAAUAUGCUUGUCUGUGCUCCUACGGGAUCUGGAAAGACGAAUGUUGCCAUGCUUACCAUUCUUCGCGAGAUCGGCAAGAAUCGCAACCCGGAGACCGGAGAGAUUAUGCUCGAUGACUUCAAAAUCAUUUAUAUCUCUCCCUUAAAAGCUCUGGUCCAGGAGCAAGUCGGCAACCUCGGCAAACGGCUCGAGCCAUACGGCAUUCGAGUUUCUGAGCUGACUGGUGAUCGCCAACUCACAAAGCAACAGAUUGCUGAAACCCAGCUGAUUGUCACGACUCCCGAAAAAUUUGACGUCAUUACCAGAAAAGCGUCGGAGACGAGUUACAUCAAGCUCGUGCGUCUGAUUAUCAUCGAUGAAAUUCAUUUGCUUCAUGACGAGCGAGGGCCCGUCAUUGAAAGUAUCGUUAGUCGGACAAUUCGGAAGGUAGAGCAGACCGGAGAACCUGUCCGCAUCGUUGGUCUCAGUGCAACUUUGCCAAACUACCGUGAUGUAGCCAGCUUCUUGCGAGUCGACCCCAAUAAGGGUCUGUUCCACUUUGAUGGUUCUUAUCGACCAUGCCCGUUGAAGCAGGAGUUCAUUGGUGUCACCGACAAAAAAGCUAUCAAGCAGCUGAAGAUGAUGAACGAUAUUUGCUAUAACAAGGUUCUAGAGCAAGUCGGGCAGCGAAGAAACCAGAUGCUCAUCUUUGUUCACUCUCGAAAGGAAACGGCGAAGACGGCCAAGUAUAUCAGGGAUAAAGCAUUGGAGAUGGAGACCAUUGGCCAGAUUUUGCGUAGCGAUGCUGCAAGCAGGGCUAUUCUAGCGGAAGAAGCCGAGUCUGUCGACGAUGCAUCGCUGAAAGACCUGUUGCCAUACGGCUUCGGUAUCCACCAUGCAGGACUGAGUCUUGCUGAUCGUGACUCCGUCCAAGCGCUGUUCGCUGAUGGCAGCAUUCAAGUCCUCGUAUGUACGGCAACUCUUGCCUGGGGUGUCAACCUUCCCGCACAUACCGUUAUUAUCAAAGGAACUCAGGUAUAUUCACCAGAGAAGGGUAGCUGGGUUGAGCUUAGUCCUCAGGAUGUCCUCCAGAUGCUGGGACGAGCUGGUCGACCUCAAUACGACACGUUUGGCGAAGGUAUUAUCAUCACAUCCCAAACCGAAAUUCAAUACUACCUCUCCCUCAUGAAUCAGCAAUUGCCGAUUGAAAGUCAGCUCAUGAGCAAACUUGCUGAUAAUAUGAAUGCCGAGAUCGUUCUUGGAAACGUCCGCAACCGCGACGAGGGAGUGGAGUGGCUGGGUUACACUUAUCUUUUUGUCCGUAUGCUCCGCUCGCCUGGCCUGUACAGCGUGGGCGCCGAUUAUGAGAACGACGACGCGUUGGAACAAAAGCGAGUUGACCUUGUUCACUCCGCAGCCGUCAUCUUGGAACGGGCCGGACUUAUCAAGUAUGACAAGAAGACUGGACGCCUGCAAUCCACAGAAUUGGGACGAAUUGCUUCGCAUUACUACAUUGGCCACAAUUCCAUGUUGACCUAUUCUCAGCACAUUCAACCAUCCAUCUCGACCAUUGAGCUCUUCCGCAUUUUCGCCCUCAGCGACGAAUUCAAAUACAUCCCUGUUCGCCAAGACGAGAAGUUGGAGUUAGCGAAACUUCUCGGUCGUGUUCCUGUUCCUGUGAAGGAGAGCAUUGAUGAACCUCAUUCAAAGAUCAACGUUUUGCUGCAGGCCUACAUUUCCAGACUGAAGCUAGAAGGUCUUGCGUUGAUGGCAGACAUGGUGUAUGUCACUCAGUCUGCGGGUCGUAUUCUGCGGGCCCUUUUUGAGAUUUCCUUGAAGAAAGGCUGGUCAUCUGUCGCGAAGACUGCUCUCGACCUCUGCAAGAUGGCGGAACGUCGGAUGUGGCCGACCAUGACACCACUCCGUCAAUUCCCUCACUGUCCCCGGGAUAUCCUGCAGAAAGCGGAGAGAAUCGACGUGCCUUGGGCCAGCUAUUUCGACCUCGACCCUCCUCGCAUGGGCGAACUUCUUGGUAUGCCCAAGGCUGGACGGACGGUGUGUGAUCUCGUGUCCAAGUUCCCUCGUUUGGAAGUCCAGGCACAAGUUCAACCUGUAACUAGGUCCUUGCUUCGAGUGGAGCUUACCAUCACUCCGAAUUUCGUGUGGGAUGAUGCUUUGCACGGAACAGCGCAAGACUUUUGGAUCCUCGUCGAGGACUGUGACGGCGAGGAAAUCUUAUUCCACGAUCAAUUCAUCCUCCGGAAGGACUAUGCGCAGGCCGAGAUGAAUGAGCACCUAGUCGAAUUUACUGUUCCCAUUACCGAGCCUAUGCCCCCUAACUACUUCAUCUCUCUCGUUUCCGAUCGGUGGAUGCACUCAGAGACCAAGAUUGCGGUGUCUUUCCAGAAACUGAUUCUUCCGGAGCGAUUCCCGCCCCAUACUCCUUUGCUGGACAUGCAACGGGCGCCCGUCAAGGCACUGAAGCGUGAGGAUUACCAGCAACUCUAUCCUGAAUGGCAAUUCUUCAACAAGAUCCAGUCCCAAACUUUCAAGUCGUUGUAUGAUACCGAUGACAAUGUCUUCCUCGGUGCUCCUACGGGCAGCGGCAAAACUGUUUGUGCUGAACUUGCAUUGCUGCGGUAUUGGGCAACCGGAAAGGGUGGCAGAGCCGUCUAUAUUGCUCCUUUCCAAGAAUUGAUUGAUCAACGACAUGCGGACUGGGAGAAGCGGUUGGGUAACGUCGGCGGCGGCAAGAAUAUCGUCAAGCUGACUGGAGAGACCACUGCGGAUCUGAAAUUGCUGGAUCAGGCAGAUCUUGUUCUCGCCACGCCGACGCAGUGGGAUAUUCUGUCCCGGCAAUGGCAAAGGCGCAAGAAUGUGCAAUCCGUGCAGCUGUUUAUUGCAGAUGAACUACAUAUGCUUGGAGGCUAUGGAGGAUAUGUGUACGAAGUAGUGGUGUCGCGCAUGCAUUCUAUUGCCCUUCAGCUAGAGAACGGUAUGCGCAUCGUUGGGCUGAGCGUGCCUCUUGCUAACGCCCGCGACAUCGGCGAGUGGAUUGGUGCGAACAAGCAUACAAUCUAUAAUUUCAGCCCUCAUGCUCGCCCCGUGCCUCUCGAGCUCCAUAUUCAGUCCUUCAGCAUUCCCCACUUCCCCUCACUCAUGCUGGCCAUGGCUAAACCGGCAUAUCACUCGAUCUUGCAGUUGGCUCCGGACAAGCCCGCGCUUGUGUUUGUACCCAAUCGCAAGCAGACAAGAGCAACAGCUAUUGAUCUAUUGGCUGCUUGCGCCGCUGAUGAUAACGAAGACCGAUUCCUUCAUGCUGAUGUGAAUGAACUUGCGCCACUACUGAAUCGGAUUCAGGAACGGACGCUGGCAGAAUCGCUCUCCCACGGCAUUGGAUACUACCACGAAGCUCUUAGCGCCACUGACAAGCGCAUUGUCUCGCAUCUCUUCACCAUUGGGGCGAUCCAGGUUCUCCUUGCUUCACGCGAUGUCUGCUGGGACCUGAAUCUCACGGCGCAUCUUGUAAUCGUCAUGGGAACGCAGUUCUUUGAAGGCCGCGAGCACCGCUACAUCGAUUAUCCCAUCAGCGAAAUCCUGCAGAUGUUCGGCAAAGCUACUCGCCCUAAGGAGGACAAGAUUGGCCGAGGUGUUCUGAUGGUACCGUCAGUCAAACGCGAGUAUUACAAGAAGUUCCUUAACGAAGCUUUGCCCGUCGAGAGUCAUUUGCAAUUGUACUUGCAUGACGCAUUUGUGACUGAGAUCAGCACAAGGACAAUCACUUCGACCCAGGACGCCGUGGAUUGGAUGACGUACACGUAUUUUUACCGCCGUCUCCUUGCCAACCCCAGCUUCUACGGUCUGAGUGAUAUUAGCCACGAAGGACUCAGCACUUUCUUGUCCGAGUUGGUAGAGAACACAUUGAGGGAGCUGUCGGAGGCUAAGAUAAUUGAUCUGGAUGAGGAGGAUGACAGCGUCUCGCCCCUCAAUGCGGCCAUGAUUGGCGCUUACUACAACAUUUCCUUCAUCACCAUGCAGACCUUCCUCCUGUCACUCAGCGCUCGCACGAAGCUCAAGGGUAUUCUGGAGAUUAUCACCUCAGCCACGGAGUUCGAGUCAAUUCAGAUGCGGAGACACGAAGACCACAUUCUGCGACGAGUGUACGAUCGUGUACCCGUCAAAAUGUCGCAACCCGCCUACGACUCGCCCCACUUCAAGGCCUUUGUUCUCCUACAAGCUCACUUCUCCCGCAUGCAGCUGCCCAUUGAUCUUGCCAAGGACCAGGAGGUCAUUGUCAGCAAGGUUCUCAACCUUCUCAGUGCGUGUGUCGAUGUUCUCUCAUCCGAGGGUCACUUGAACGCAAUGAAUGCUAUGGAGAUGUCACAGAUGGUGGUCCAGGCCAUGUGGGAUCGGGAUAGCCCUCUCAAGCAGAUUCCUCACUUUGGCCCCGAAGCCAUCAAGGUGGCCAACGAAUACAACAUCAAUGACAUCUUCGAAUUCAUGGAAGCGAUGGAUCCAUCCGAGAACAAGGACUACCCCACGCUGGUCAAGCGACUUGGUCUCGAUAACUCACAGUUGGCUCAAGCUGCCGCGUUCACGAACGAGAAGUAUCCCAACCUUGACCUUGACUUCCAGGUGGAGGAUCCCGAGAACAUCACAUCCGGCGAGCCGGCGUAUCUCAAGAUCAAGAUUGAACGGGAAGUCGAAGAGGACGAGGAACCUGACACCACUGUACACGCGCCAUUCUACCCCGGCAAGAAGAUGGAGAAUUGGUGGUUGGUGGUGGGAGACGAGAAGACGAAGAAUUUGCUUGCCAUCAAGCGAGUUACCAUUGGACGCAAAUUGGAGUUGCGCCUGGAGUACAUUGUGCCUACGCCUGGUGAGCAUGAGUUGACCCUGUAUCUGAUGUGCGACAGCUAUGUGGGCGUCGACCAAGCUCCUACGUUUACUGUGACGGCAGCUGAAGGCAUGGAAGAGGAUGAAAGCGAGGAGGAAGAGGAGUAA